Messenger RNA from Oryza sativa Japonica Group (Japanese rice), 1108 nucleotides. RefSeq lists its product as uncharacterized. NCBI's taxonomy places the organism in Eukaryota, Viridiplantae, Streptophyta, Magnoliopsida, Poales, Poaceae. Gene Ontology annotation, cellular component: mitochondrial intermembrane space. The record is from RefSeq and is a predicted model, not a curated record. Gene Ontology annotation, biological process: phospholipid transport. Gene Ontology annotation, molecular function: phosphatidic acid transfer activity.
CCUGGUUCGGAUUUGCCUUCCUUUCCAAACCAGAGAGCGGUUUACAGAAAACCGCCUUUCUCUUCUUCCGUCUUCUUCCCUUUCCAUUUCUCCCUUUUCCUACCUCGCCUCGCCGCCCGCACCGAGCAAACUCAAACCCUCGCCGCAAGAAAGAAAAACAAAUCGAGAGAAAAAACCCUCGCUGCUCGCCGCCCCAAGCGAAGCCAGCCAUGGUGGUGUACACGCAGGAGCACGUGUACCGGCACCCGUGGGACCGCGUCACGGCGGCGGCGUGGCGGAAGUUCACCGACCCGGCGUCGCGCACGGCGCUCUCCCACGUCGCCGACGUCCACACCCUCCACCGCCGCGUCGACCCGGAGGCGGGGCGGCUGCAGGCUGCGCGCUCCAUCACGGUGCGCUCCCCGCCGCUCCCCUUCAUCCUCCGCCGCCUCCUCCCCGCCGCGGCGUCGUCCCCGUCCGGCGCGGCGCUCUGCCACUGCGUCGAGACCUCGCUCGUCGACGCGCCGCGCCGCGCCAUGGACGUCGUCGUCCGCAACGUCUCCCUCCGCGGCCUCAUCGAGGUCGAGGAGCGGUCCACCUACCGGCCGCACCCGGAGCGGCCCGAGGAGUGGACGCAGUUCAGGCAGGAGACCACGAUCCGGUGCCGACCGCUCUCGGCCCUCGCCGCCGUCGCGGAGAAGGUCGAGACCCGCUGCGCCGAGAGAUUCCUGCAGAACAGCGCCAAGGGGAGGGAGGUCGUCGAGCGGAUCUGCCGGUAUCUCGAGGCCGAGGCCGCCGGUGCUGCAUCCUCCGCCAUCUGAGUUGGCCUGGUUUGCGCCUCCUCACUUGGCCUUCCUUGAUCUGAUCGGAUCGAAGGAUUCGCUCGAUCUGUGCUGCGUGCGCGCGGCGGGACCUCGCCUCUUGGCCAGGUCCCUUGCAGUUUUCCAUUUUUUUUUAUGAAAUGAUGAGCUGAAUCCUGAAUGGAAUAAAGCUUCUGGACAUAUACUUAAUUUCUUCUUGACCGUGGAACCAUGUUAACCCCAAUUUGUGCCUGUUCUUGUUAAGCAUAUUCAGAUAUGCUAUGACAUUUCUAGUUGUUAUUGUGCUGAUUUGACGAAUUCGUUAACUC